CAGGUGAAAACGGUCUCAAUUCAACUGAUAAGGCUGGAGCAUGUAAUUGUGGCAACCGCGGAUGGGAAUAUGGCGGUGCGCAGGGGGAUGGACGGACCAAGAAAUGAAUCUCAAUCCCCUUCAACCCGAGCCCCAAAGGGUGGGGAACAAUUUAACCGUCAACAUUCCAGCGAGUCUCAAUGGAAAUCCCGUCGUCCCAUACUGGACUUGAUUGAAAACUCCAGCUCUAUCAUCUGGAAUUCCUACUUGUAUCACCUUCAGCAAGCAGCACCUUCUCCACGUGCAGUACUAUGUGAAGAAGAGGGUGAUUCAAGGACCCAUCCAAUCUAUGGAAGAGUUUUUCAUGGUUCCCUCGGAGCAGGAAAAGCAGAGAAGCUUCUUGGCAAUCAAGAAGGUGCAUAUCUUGUCAGAGAAAGUUUGUCUCAGCAGGGAGCUACUACUCUUAGCUUCAGGUGCAAUGGUGUGACAAAGCAUUAUCAUCUCUACUAUGGAGGAGGACAGCAUUAUGUGGGAGGGAAGAAAUUUAGCACUUUGGAAGAUCUGGUGAGGGAGGGUCUCAUCACCUUGUUUUUGGAGGGGAGAGGAGCUGAGCAAUACAUUGAUGGCAUGUAUAAGACAGCAGAUUAUGCAUGCAGUCCAUAUCAGACUCUGAAUCAUGCAAAGAGGGAACUGAUAUUGAAGCAAAUCAAUACUGCUUCCAAUGGUCAUGUUAAAAGCAAAGAUGUUGAGGUGAAAGAUUAUGAAAAACCUCAUUCCUAUGAGAUGCAUUCCUUCAAGGGUUUUGUAUGGUGUGAUAUAUGUGGGAACUUCCUCUGGGGUCUUCUUGCUCAGGGUGUCAGGUGCCUAGAUUGUGGAUUGUCGGCACACCACAAAUGCAGUGAGAAGGUCCCAAAUGACUGUUUGCCUCAACUACGUUUUCUCCGUGGUGUAUUUGGAGUGGAUCUCACAACCCUUGUGAAAGCUUACAACAGACCUCGGCCAUUCGUAGUGGAUCUUUGUGUGAAAGAGAUAGAAGAGCGAGGAUUGGAUGUGGAGGGACUCUAUCGUGUGUCUCCAUCUAAUGAUGAAUUAGACUCCCUGAGACUGACCUUUGAUGAAGAUGGAGAAUCAACAGACCUCAGCAUCUAUUCAGACAUUCAUGUGGUAGCAGGACUCCUGAAGCUUUACUUUCGCCUCCUUCCUAUACCUCUCAUCCCCUAUGACGCCUAUGACAGGAUCCUUCAUGCCAUCCGGGAUGAGGAGAAGGAUGAAGGGGAAGGGAAGAGGAAUGGGAAGAUGCUACUAGUGCUACGAGAUUGUGUCCAUGAUUUCCCUCCUGCUCACUUUCACACAGCCAAGUUCCUCAUGGCCCAUCUUGCUAACGUGGCAGAGUAUUGUGAAAAAAACCGAAUGACAGCAGGGAACUUGGCGACUGUGUUUUCUCCAACUCUCAUGAGGUCCCCAACAGCAACUCCUGCUGAGGGACUUGCAUCUGUUCAUCUGGAAAAGGCUGUUAUGGAAACAUUCAUUCAGCAUCAUCAACAACUGUUCUCCUAAAGUUCCUCAGUCUACAACUGAACUAUUUCCUGGAUCUACGAAUUUUCCCUGCAGUUUUCCUGCUCUUGCUGCAACUUCUGCUUCUUCCUUCAGAUAUAUAUCUCUUCCAUGUUUAUUUCAUUUCCUUUGU
Molecule: messenger RNA, 1666 nt
Organism: Darwinula stevensoni
Lineage: Eukaryota; Metazoa; Arthropoda; Ostracoda; Podocopida; Darwinulidae
Source: the annotation of a GenBank genome assembly